AUGAUUCAAACAACACGUGCUCCUGGCAAAGCCUUGCAUUUUAAAAGCGUUGUUCCGGGACGCGUCGGCUCCGGAGCCAGGGCCCGGGGUGCUAUGCGCCGACUCCUCGCAGCCCUGCUAGCCAACGCCCUCUCAGCACCCAGGCUGCGGCGAACAAUCCAGGUGACCACAGUAGCAGCUGCCGAAAGGCAGUCUGACUGGACCCGCAAUGGACCCACCCUCCUGGAAGAAUCCGCCUCGACGCACGGCGGGGAUGAUAACCUACAGCAGCUACGGCAGCUGGAGUCAGCUCUCUCCCAUCACAACGACUUGUACUACAACCAGCAGCGUACGGAAAUUAGCGACGCAGCGUACGACACUCUGAAGCUGCAGUACCGUCAGCUAGCGGCUCAGCUGCGAGGGGAGCUCCCCCUGGAGGAGUUGGAGCUCCCCGUGGGCGCCCCUCCGCCCGCCUCCGGUGGCCUCCGCAAGGUCCCCCACCGGGUUGCCAUGCUCAGUCUGGCAGCGGUCAACUCCAGGGAGGAAGCGGAGACGUGGCUGGACAAAACGCUGGCCAAGCUGCAGGCCGACGCUGGUGGCGGCGGCGGCAACGAUGCUGGCGGCGGCGGCGGUGCUGGCAUGGUUCGCGGUGGUGGCGGCGGUGGCGGCGGUGGCGGCCAGAAGGGCGUCCAGAAGAAGAAAGCGACAAAGAAGAGCAAGACGGGUGCGGACGUCCCUGCCUCGUCGGUCGGUCGGUCGUACCGUUGGGUGAUGGAACCCAAAGUGGACGGCCUUGCUGUACGGGUGCUGUAUGGUCGUACGGCACAUGGGACAUACAUACUUAAGGAGGCGGCCACGCGGGGGGACGGCUGGCUCGGUCGGGGUUCGCACAUCGCUGCAUCAAUUUCUCCAUCGCCGGCUGGCGCUGCCAAUCAUGAUGGGGACGGCAACGAGUGGGAAAACGGCUCGGCUGCUUCCGCUCCAGCUGCUGACUGCGGGGCGCCGGAGUGGGUGGAAGCGCGGGGCGAGGUGUUUUGCAGGACCGCGGAUCUAGAACUGGUCAAUAGGGAGCAGGAGGCCGUCGGGCAGCCACCCUUCGCCAACACGCGCAACGCCGCGUCUGGUGCCGUACGACUUCUCGACCCGGCGGAGUGCCGCCGCCGCCGCCUUAGCUUCGUGGCGUAUGCGGCGCUGGCUCCGUCACCCCCGCCGUCACCGUCACAGCAACGGCGGCCAGAGCCGGCGACGACGACACCGCCCCCCUCCUCCUCUUCGCCACCUCCUUACCCCUCGUCGCCCUCCAAUCGGUCCUCCGGAAACGCCGCUGCCGUACAGCCGCUCCACCCCAGUCAGUGGGACACACUGCAAUGGCUCAAGUCCGCAGGUUUCUCAGUCAGUCCUGACAACCGGUUGUGUGACUCCAGGGAGGAGGUGUUGGGGGCGGUGGAGGAGUGGAUGGAGAAGAGGGCGACACUGGGUUACGAUGCGGACGGUGCCGUGAUCAAGUUGGAUGAUACGACGCUGUACGACAUCCUGGGUACGGCAGGCUCCGAUCCUCGCUGGGCUGUGGCUUGGAAGUUCCCCGGGGAGGAGGCUGUAACCCGGGUUACGGGGGUGGAGCUCACCGUCGGGCGACAGGGCCAGAUUACCCCGGUAGCGCUGCUGAGCCCGGUGGUGGUGGGCGGUGUCACCAUUCGUCGCGCCAGCCUCCACAACCUGGGUUUGGCACGGGCUCUGGGACUGCACCUGCCCGGGGACGCCGUGGUGGUGCGGAGGAGUGGAGACGUCAUACCGCAGGUGGUCCGGGUGCUCCCCGAGUUGCGGCCCCCGGGUGCAGAGCUCUGGCAGCCCCCCUCCGCCUGCCCCGCAUGUGGAGGACCCCUAAAGGCCAUCACGGCGCCGGCGGCGACGACGGCGACGGCGAUGGCAGAGGGGCGGGGGGGAGAUGGGGAGGGCGGCAGUAGCGCUAGGGGCCCGGAGCCAGAAGGUGUUGGAAGUGGUGGUGGGGUUGGUCGUGGUGGGGGUUGGAAAGGCCGAGCCGGCAGGGGCCCGCGGGAGGCCCCCACAGCAACAACAAUAACGACGACGACGACGACGACGGCCAACAUGGGCGGCAGUGGGGGUGGGGGUGGGGGUGGCGAGCAGCUAGCGUGUGACAACCCCAACUGCGCGGCCAAAUCAGAACGAAGGAUGCUUCACUUCGCCCAGGUAUGUCUGUCCGGCAGUGGUGUAUCCCGCGGGGUGGUGGGCCAGCUGCUGGAGGUGGGGCUGCUGGACGGGGACAUAUCGGACUGGUACAAACUGGACGAGGCGAGUGUCGGGGAGUGCUCGGGGCUAGGGGUUGGGAGGUUGGGUGGCAGGGCCUCUCUGUCCGCCCUCCCCGGCUUCGGCCCCGCCCGCACCGCCGCGCUGAUGUCCUCCCUGGAGUCAUCUCGCCACAUGUCCCCCGGGACCCUCCUGAGGGGCCUCAACAUACCCCGGGUGGGGGAGGUGGCGGCGGAGGCACUGGGCCGGGCCUUCCCCUCCCUCGAGCUCCUGGCGGCAGAGGUGCCGUACGCGGACCGCAUCGCGGCAGCAGCAGGAGUGGCCCCCUCAGUCGCCCGCAAUGUGGCGAACUGGUUCCAGCAGCCCGCCAACCAGCGCCUCCUGGCAAGGCUGAGGGAGGCGGGGGUGCGGUGCAUCACCGGAAACACCAUCACCACUGCUGCAGCCGCCGCAGCCGUUAGCACCGCCAGCACCGCUGCGCCAGCACCGUCUCCGCCAUCUCGUACGGAGAUAGCGGGCACGGAGGCGACGGAGGAGCAGGAGGAGGGGCCUGAGAGGGCUCCGGGAGACGGGGGGAGGGGGGUUGCGGAGGAUGUGGCAGUUGGCCGCGGUGGUGGUGGUGGUGGCGGCGGCGGCGGCGGCGGCGGCAGUGGCGGCCGUUCUGCGGGUCCCCGUCUUGUGGGGUUGGAGGGGAUGCGGGUUUGCGUGACAGGCACGUUAAUGGGCCCAUAUGGCAAGGGACUGGUGCGCAACGAAAUGCGGCGCAUGUUGGAGGCGGCGGGUGCGGAGUUCCACUUAACAGUCAAAAAGGACACGCAGGUCCUGCUGGCCGGUACGGGGGCUGGGGAGCGCAAGACGCGUAAAGCGGCUGCCAGCGGCCUCCUGGUUGUCUGCCCUGCACCGGAGCGGGACCCCCAAGAAAUUUUGAGCCAUGGCUGGCGCAAGGUCGGCGAGCAGAAGCGGGUCACAAAUCGACUUGCUAAUGGCAAUCCAGAUCGCGGCAUGGGAAUUAGCUCCCGCAUGCCGUCAUUCUUUGAGCCCUCCGACCGCCGCAAGCAACAAAACGGCCGCCAGGUGCUCGACAAGAUGUUUGGGCACAUGAGGCCUCACCACAUCAUCACCGCCACGGCGGUACUACGUAACGAAGAUGAGGAGCUGGAAAACGGACUUGGCACCCAAGCUGCCAGGGCUGCGUUCUUCCGUCCUGCCAUCGCCCCCGUGUUGAACGAGCUCACCACGCCACCGAACCACCACCACCAGCACCACCAGCACCAACAGAACCACCAACAGAACCGCCAACAGCACCCACAGCACCACCACCGGUCACCGGUGGAGGCGCUGGGGCUGGGCGCGAACGCCACCACCACCACCGCCACCACCAACAACAAUAACGACAACACUUCCGCCGCCCACGCAAGCGCCCACGUGGGCUUUAGCUCAAGCGCCAACACCGCGAGCAGUACCGGCAGCGCGGUGGCAGGUGCAGCUGCAACUGCAGGUGGUUGGACGGACGGCGGCGCGGCAUCACCGGCUGCUCCCGCAUCGCCGCACCCAAUGCACGCCGCGGCCCCAGCCGGCCCGCACCUUCAGUCGCUGGCGGCUCUGCCCGCCGGGUCCAAGACACCUCUCGGGCAAGGCGACGGCUCGGACUCCAGCAGCGGCGGCAGCGCGGAUGUGGACGCGGCUGGUGGCUGUGGUGGCGGCGGCGAGGGUGACGAUAGCAGCCGGACGUUGGGGUCGCUGGGACUGCAUGGAGGCAGUAGCCCCAACUCGGCGUCCUUCUCACGGCGGCUCGGAGGCGCCGCAGCGACUCAGUUCAUGCGGCAGGAGAGCACCUUGCGCCGGGUUUGCAGUGGGCUUGGACUUUGCAGCCCCACCGUGUCAGGCGGCUCCGUUACCGGCGGCAGUGGCGCUGCGGUUAGCGUCCGCAGCGGCGGCAGUAGCACGAACAUUUCCUUAGCCAGCGGCCUCAUGCUGAGUCCGCGUACCGGCAUCGGAGUCGGGGAUGUCCGGCGCGGCGCGCUGCCUGCCGUCUUUCGGUCGUACCCCAGCGACAGCGGCGCUGCUGCAGCAGUUGCGGCGUCACCGGGAUCGUGCAGUGAAUCGCCGCGUCUACCCGCGGCGUUGGGUGCGAUUGCCGCCGUCGCUGCCGCCGCCGCCGCCGCUGACAGCAGCAAUGCGUCGCCCCGCCGCCAGCGCCGCGCAAGUAUCAGCGGGGAUACAGCCCUCCCGGCCAUAGGGACCGGAGGCGGAUUCGGGGCAGCAGGGGCCGGCGGCGGUGGUGGCAAGGCGCACGUGGUACGAGGCCGCCGAGCUUCCCUCACGGGCGGCCAACUCCCCGGCGGAAUGGCUGCCGCCAUCAUGCACCUCCACCCUCGCCGUACCUCCUUGACGGGCGCCGUCGGGGGAGGCAGCGGUGCCGGUGCCGUACAUGUGGCCGUACGGGCCAGUCACAACGGCGCGUACCAUGGUGGCGGCGGCGGCGGUUAUGGCUCGCCGUUAAGACUGGCAGGUCGUGGUGGUGGCGGCGGCGGCAGGGGUGACAUGCAUGAGAGCCCCAACAGCCCGGUACCCGCAGCUCUAACGGCCCCGGGGCCUCGUGUUGCUUCCCAUCUGUCAGGCGGGGACGGCCAUUCGGGCUCGAUGGUACACGGGCAUCUGGCCGGCAGCUUCCGGAUUGGCGGCAGCGGAGGCAGUGGCGGUGUGACUGCUGACGUGGCGGCAGCGCCUGCUGCACCAGGGGCGGAUGCAUUGAGUGGCGUGAUACCGCCGGCUGCUGCCGUCCACCCUGCCUUACCGCUCAGCGGUCUGGAGGACCUGGCGGGGACGGGGCUGGCGGACGCCAUCUCAGAGCUCCGGAAGAUCCGUAUGGGGGGAGUGGUGGUGGCGCCUCGGGAGAGGAAGGUCGAGCCAGGUCUGGCAGGUGUGUCCCCUCUGCAGCUGCUGGCGGUGCCCCUGCCCCCCCUGGACAACUGGCAGUCGGGCGGCCGGCAGAUCGCGGACCUGGACCCGUGCAAGGGCAUCCGUUUGGUGGAUACUGCCAACUGCGUGCUGCCCAGACCCACCGCGGAGGCCAAUCUGCAGGUCCGUAUGGCUCAGCACCAGGCCGCCAUGCGGCACCUGGUGAAGGCGGAGGGGGCGCCCAUGAGCGAGAUCGAGAUGGAUGCUGCCAAGCUGCUGGGCCGACUGGAGCGCAGCGGGGCACGGCACCGCAACCUGGAGUCCAUGAACAGCGAAAAGGAGCCCCUGGGACCACCACGAGGAGAGGACGUUGCGGGGUCAUGA
Volvox carteri f. nagariensis is the source of this 5529-nucleotide messenger RNA. RefSeq lists its product as uncharacterized. The coding region runs from base 1 to 5529 and encodes 1842 amino acids. Gene Ontology annotation, molecular function: DNA ligase (NAD+) activity. The transcript has 22 exons. Lineage: Eukaryota; Viridiplantae; Chlorophyta; Chlorophyceae; Chlamydomonadales; Volvocaceae. Gene Ontology annotation, biological process: DNA replication; DNA repair. The record is from RefSeq and is a predicted model, not a curated record.